Alternaria metachromatica is the source of this 198-nucleotide messenger RNA. RefSeq lists its product as uncharacterized. The transcript has 2 exons. NCBI's taxonomy places the organism in Eukaryota, Fungi, Ascomycota, Dothideomycetes, Pleosporales, Pleosporaceae. Bases 1 to 198 code for a protein of 65 amino acids. The record is from RefSeq and is a predicted model, not a curated record.
AUGGAGGCGCUGGUCGCGGCCUCCAGAAUCUACUUCGCCAUCCACCACCCGAUUCAGUACAACGUCAAGGUGAAAAAUCUCGGCCACGUGCAUCCAGAUUAUCUUCCCACUUUCCUUGGCUACUGGAAUCAGGAGAACACUGAUUCAAAGGACGACCCUGAUGCGGCACAAAACCCAAACAACACGGACAAUUUUUGA